UGUCUCCAGCACCCAGCCGAGGCUUCCAUGGCCUCCCUGUUCUCUGGCCGAGUCUUGAUCCGGAACAAUAGUGACCAGGACGAGCUGGACACGGAGGCUGAGCUCAGCCGCAAGCUAGAGAACCGGCUGGUGCUGCUGUUCUUCGGUGCUGGGGCUUGUCCCGAAUGCCAGGCCUUCGUGCCCAUCCUCAAGGACUUCUUCGUGCGGCUCACAGAUGAGUUCUACGUGCUGCGGGCGGCCCAGAUAGCCCUGGUGUAUGUGUCUCAGGACCUCACAGAGGAGCAGCAGGACCUGUUCCUCAGGGACAUGCCUGAGAAGUGGCUCUUCCUGCCCUUCGAGGAUGACCUAAGGAGGGACCUCGGGCGCCAGUUCUCCGUGGAGCGCCUGCCGGCGGUCGUGGUGCUCAAGCCGGGCGGGGACGUGCUCACGCGCGACGCGGCCGAGGAGAUCCAGCGCCUGGGGCCCGCCUGCUUCGCCAACUGGCAGGAGGCGGCCGAGGUGCUGGACCGCAGCUUCCUGCCGCCCGAGGACCUGGAAGACGCGGUGCCACGGAGCCUCACCGAGUGGCUGCGCCGCCGCAAGUACCGCGUGGAGAAGGCGACCCGGGGCGGCGGCGGCCCCGGCGGGGAGGACGAGGCAGAGGACGGGGCCCCGGGACUGCUCUGA
Messenger RNA from Propithecus coquereli (Coquerel's sifaka), 666 nucleotides. RefSeq names its product nucleoredoxin-like 1 (gene NXNL1). The coding region runs from base 28 to 666 and encodes 212 amino acids. Lineage: Eukaryota; Metazoa; Chordata; Mammalia; Primates; Indriidae. The transcript is spliced from 2 exons. Gene Ontology annotation, biological process: photoreceptor cell maintenance. Gene Ontology annotation, cellular component: mitochondrion. The record is from RefSeq and is a predicted model, not a curated record.